AUGGCAGCCCUGGCGCAGGUGCUGAUCCUGUCCACGCCCUCUUGGGACCCGCCCAAGCAGCGGGAGCAGAUCAAGGCGAUGGCGGCCUCGCUGGGGCCGGGCGCCAAGGGCAAAUUGCUGAUCGACGUCAUCAACGGCCUCAACGCCUGGCCCUCCCUGGCCCUCGACUGGGCCGGCGGCCCCUCCAGCUCCGAGAUUGUGCAAGAGGAGCUGCCCGAGACUGCUGUGUACAAGGCGUUCAGCACGGUGGGCGUGGAGCAGAUGACCGCGCCAGACGGCUCGCUCAUCAACGGCCAGCAGCUGACCAUGCUGUUUGCGGGGCCGGCGGAGAAGAAGGACGCUGUGGCGGCGGUGGUGGCGGGCGCGGGUUUCCAGCCGCGCUACGUGGGCCCCAUCCGCUACGCCCGGAACCUGGACGCCAUCGCGGAGCUGUGGAUCCACCUCAGCAUCCCCGGGGCCGGCGAGACGCCCGAGUGCUGGGGCCGCAACUUCCAUUUCCAAGUGGUGGAGAAGCUGUAG
Messenger RNA from Chlorella variabilis, 519 nucleotides. Its product is annotated as expressed protein. Lineage: Eukaryota; Viridiplantae; Chlorophyta; Trebouxiophyceae; Chlorellales; Chlorellaceae. Bases 1 to 519 code for a protein of 172 amino acids. The record is from RefSeq and is a predicted model, not a curated record. The transcript is spliced from 3 exons.